AGGAGUCGGAGAGAGGGGCGAGUUGCGAGGCUCCUGGGUGGGACGGUCUACUUCGGAGUGGGCAUCCCGGAUCCUGACGGAGGCGCUUGAGCUAGGGGGCUAUGGAGGAGUACGCACGUGAGCCCUGCCCCUGGAGGAUUGUGGAUGACUGCGGUGGGGCCUUCACCAUGGGAGUCAUCGGGGGAGGUGUCUUCCAGGCUGUCAAGGGCUUCCGCAAUGCCCCAGUAGGCAUCCGGCACCGGUUCCGAGGUAGCAUCAAUGCAGUGAGAAUCCGGGCUCCCCAGAUUGGAGGUAGCUUUGCUGUCUGGGGUGGCCUGUUCUCUACCAUUGAUUGUGGGCUCGUCCGACUCCGUGGGAAAGAAGACCCAUGGAAUUCUAUCACUAGUGGGGCUCUCACUGGUGCUGUGCUGGCAGCUCGGAGUGGGCCCCUGGCCAUGGUUGGAUCGGCCAUGAUGGGAGGAAUCCUGCUGGCCCUGAUCGAAGGUGUGGGCAUCCUCCUCACCCGCUACACAGCCCAGCAAUUCCGGAACACACCCCCCUUCCUGGAAGAUCCUGGACAGCUGCCCCCCAAGGAAGGUUCUGCCCCGCCCCCCAGUUACCCAGGCUACGGACAGUACCAGUGAAGCCAUCAGGCCGUGGGGGGGUGGGGAGGGGAGAAUAUGGGGAGAACAGGGGGACUCUUGGAUCCUUGUGUUGGGGGGAAUGAACUGGACUCUGACUUACACUACCUCUCUGAGCUGGUGCUUCAAGGCAGGGGAGCCCUCAAUGCCCCCACCCCCCAGCUUUGCUCUCAAGAUUGGGGCUGGAUAGUCGGGGGUUCACAUCAUCUCAGGGAGUGUGACAUACCUCAGGGAAGGGAUUGCCGUUCCUAGAGAUGAGGGUUGGAUUGGAGGGUGGGAUCGACCCCUUCUAAUUUCCCAAGAAAUUAGAUCAUUGAGACCAAGUCAUUGUUGGCUUCCAGUUCACGUACACCACCACCUCCCAUCCCCAACUCCAAACAACCCCCCCCCCCAAUAAAAAAACAACCUGGCCCUUUCUCCCUUCCAAUUUUUCGUCACCAGAUUUCUCCCUCUUCAUUUAAAGCUGGUUUUGAAAACUA
Antechinus flavipes (yellow-footed antechinus) is the source of this 1099-nucleotide messenger RNA. It is a transcript of the gene TIMM17B, whose product is annotated as translocase of inner mitochondrial membrane 17B. The record is from RefSeq and is a predicted model, not a curated record. Gene Ontology annotation, biological process: protein import into mitochondrial matrix. Bases 102 to 623 code for a protein of 173 amino acids. Gene Ontology annotation, molecular function: transmembrane protein transporter activity. The transcript is spliced from 6 exons. NCBI's taxonomy places the organism in Eukaryota, Metazoa, Chordata, Mammalia, Dasyuromorphia, Dasyuridae. Gene Ontology annotation, cellular component: TIM23 mitochondrial import inner membrane translocase complex; mitochondrial inner membrane.